CACCGCCUCUUCCACAAAUCUCGUCCGUCCAAUUCCCAAAAUACCCUCGAAUCGAAUGGGCAACAACUAACAUUCAUUCAGCUCCAAGGCGGAGAAUCCAAACCCAGAAAAAGACGUUCUUACCCUUUUCAACCCCUCAUUUAAACACGCACACACUGUCGGGAGUCAAACACAAUUGAAUAGAUUCACGCUUCGCUCGCAGUCACACCUAAAACUCAGAGAUCUCGGAGACGCUGUCUGUGUGUGUUAGGUUUAACAAUGACACCUUCACUGGUUGCUAAUGGUGGUGUCUCCGCCGGCGAGGCAGUUGCUGCGCCAGUCACCGGCCGAGUCGCCGCAGUCUACAGCGAAGUUCAGUCGAGUCGCAUUGACCAUAAGCUUCCUCUGCCUUCCGUGCUCACAAAGCCCUUCAAGGUCGUCGACGGACCCGCUAGCUCCGCCGCCGGCAAUCCAGAUGAGAUUGCAAAGCUGUUUCCGAAUGUUUUCGGUCAGCCAUCUGCACUGUUGGUGCCAAGUGACUUCGAUUCUGCUCUACCCCAGCAGAAGUUGAAGAUCGGUGUCGUUUUAUCUGGAGGCCAAGCACCUGGAGGGCACAAUGUGAUUUCUGGAAUUUUUGAUUACUUGCAAGACCGUGCCAAAGGGAGCACAUUGUAUGGAUUCAGGGGCGGGCCUGCUGGGAUCAUGAAAAACAAAUACAUUGAACUUAACUCCGAGUAUAUUUAUCCCUACAGAAAUCAGGGUGGUUUUGAUAUGAUUUGUAGUGGAAGGGACAAGAUUGAAACUCCAGAGCAGUUUAAACAAGCAGAAGAAACAGCUGUGAAGCUGGAUUUGGAUGGCCUUGUUGUUAUUGGCGGAGAUGACUCCAACACAAAUGCCUGCCUCCUUGCUGAAAACUUCAGGGGGAAGAACUUGAAAACUCGAGUGAUAGGUUGCCCAAAAACCAUUGAUGGUGACUUGAAAUGUAAAGAGGUCCCCACAAGUUUUGGGUUUGACACUGCUUGCAAGAUAUAUGCAGAAAUGAUUGGCAAUGUCAUGAUAGAUGCCCGGUCAACUGGAAAAUAUUAUCAUUUUGUACGGCUUAUGGGGCGUGCAGCCUCACACAUUACAUUGGAGUGUGCGCUGCAAACCCAUCCAAACAUUACAAUUAUUGGAGAAGAGGUUGCUGCAAAGAAGCAGACUCUGAAAAAUGUCACCGACUACAUUGUGAAUAUAAUCUUGAAGCGUGCUGACCUUGGUUAUAACUAUGGUGUCAUACUUAUUCCUGAAGGUCUAAUUGAUUUCAUUCCUGAGGUGCAGAACCUUAUUGCUGAAUUGAAUGAAAUUCUGGCCCAUGACGUCGUAGAUGAAGGUGGGCUGUGGAAAAAUAAACUUACUAGUCAGUCUCUACAGCUUUUUGAUUUCCUACCUGAAGCAAUCCAAGAGCAACUGAUGCUUGAAAGAGAUCCACAUGGAAAUGUUCAGGUAGCCAAAAUAGAAACAGAGAAGAUGCUUAUUCAAAUGGUUGAGACUGACUUGGAGAAGAGAAGGCAGGAAGGUUCAUAUAAUGGCCAAUUCAAAGGACAGUCUCACUUUUUCGGGUAUGAAGGAAGAUGUGGUUUACCAACCAACUUUGAUUCUACCUACUGCUAUGCAUUGGGUUAUGCUGCUGGAGCACUCCUUCAGGGUGGAAAAACUGGGGUGAUAUCAUCGGUUGGGAAUUUGGCUGCUCCUGUGGAGGAAUGGACCGUUGGUGGGACUGCAUUGACUUCAUUAAUGGACGUGGAGAGGAGACAUGGUAAGUUCAAGCCUGUGAUCAAGAAGGCAAUGGUGGAACUUGAAGGUGCACCCUUCAAGAAAUUUGCAUCCCUGAGGAAAGAUUGGGCUAUCAACAAUCGUUACAUCAGUCCUGGUCCCAUUCAAUUUCAUGGGCCAGCAUCGAAUGCUCUUAGUCACACGCUACUCUUGGAACUUGGAGUUCAAGCUUAGGCGUUUUAUUAGGUCUUGGUGCAGCGUCGUUGACGUUUUGCCUUGUUUUGCUUUUGCGUAGAAUAGUGGCACUUGCUUAAAUUAAAGGAUUGAUGAACAAGAAAGUUCCACAUCAAUAUGUGGAACUUGGGUGAGUCAGCCCAGCCCCAUUUUUUCCUUUACAUAUUCUUUUCGCUCUUUCCCUUGCAUUUUUGAGAUCGACUGUGAGUUUAUGAACUAAUGAGUCUAGACCCAAUACAACUUUUGAGAU
Molecule: messenger RNA, 2215 nt
Organism: Prunus avium (sweet cherry)
Lineage: Eukaryota; Viridiplantae; Streptophyta; Magnoliopsida; Rosales; Rosaceae
Product: pyrophosphate--fructose 6-phosphate 1-phosphotransferase subunit beta
Biological process (GO): glycolytic process; response to glucose; fructose 6-phosphate metabolic process
Cellular component (GO): cytosol
Molecular function (GO): 6-phosphofructokinase activity; diphosphate-fructose-6-phosphate 1-phosphotransferase activity; ATP binding
Source: RefSeq, a predicted model, not a curated record